AUGCAGGAAAGCUUGCGGCAAGAGACGGGACCAAGUAGAAGACGGCGAAAGAUACAGUCUCCCGAUGUGUUCAUAAGCCAUGCUGGUCCGGACAAGCUACUCAUCGCACGUCCUCUUUCCAAGAAAUUGCAAGCUCAAGGUUUAAAUUGCUUCCUCGACAAAAUCUCGAUGGAGCCCGGGGACUGCGGAGGGGAUGAAAUGACGAAGGCUAUGGAGUCUGCGAAGGUCGGUGUUUUCAUACUUUCUCCCGAGUUUGCGGCUCGAAAGUGGACGAUGAGGGAACUGCGUUGCUUCCUACGCCGACGGAGUGAGGCGAUAGGGAGUGGGAUGCGACCACCGACAUUGAUUCCGGUGUUUUACAGACUAAGCAUUCGGGAAUGCAAAGAGUUGGAGCCCGAUCGGUACCGGGAUGAUGAAGGAAAUAAUAUUUUUGAAGUGGAAAAGUUUUAUAGCGAGGAACGACAGCGCGAAGCGAGCACGGAUACGGUGAAGAGAGAGCUACAAGGGUUGGCAGGUAUCACUGGGAUUGAAAAUGACGAAGAGGCAACGAACCACCUGGAAGAUGAAUUCGGCCAUCGUGCAAGGGAACGUCUUGUGAAACGAGUAUCUCGGUGGGUGAAAAAGAAAAGUGAGGAGCAAGAAGCCGACCGCCUUCAUUAUUCCACGAGUGAUAGGGAGCUGCGUCAGAUUGGGGAACGGGUUGCUUUCGAGCCAAGAGAGACAGAAGGGAAAGAAGCACUUGACGCAGUGCGAUCUAUGGAGCUGUAUGAGCGCGCUAUCGAGAAGGGUGAGGACGUCGAUGCCAUGGUUAGCCUCGGUCUUUUGCUCUCAGAAGGUGCCGAAGGAGUAGAGCGUGACGCGGUGCGAUCAGUGGAGCUGUAUGAGCGCGCUAUCGAGAAGGGUGAGAACGUCUAUGCCAUGAAUAACCUCGGUGUUUUGCUGAAAGAAGGUGCCGAAGAAGUAGAGCGUAACGCUGUGCGAUCAGUGGAGCUGUAUGAGCGCGCUAUCGAGAAGGGUGAGAACGUCGGUGCCAUGGUGAGCCUCGCUAUUUUGCUCGCAGAAGGUGCCGAAGGAAUAGAGCGUAACGUGGUGCGAUCAGUGGAGCUGUAUGAGCGCGCUAUCGAGAAGGGUGAGGACGUCGAUGCCAUGAAUAACCUCGGUAAUUUGCUCCAACAAGGUGCCGAAGGAGUAGAGCGUAACGCUGUGCGAUCAGUGGAGCUGUAUGAGCGCGCUAUCGAGAAGGGUGAGAACGUCGAUGCCAUGAAUAACCUCGGUAUUUUGCUCGAAGAAGGUGGCGAAGGAGUAGAGCGUAACGCUGUGCGAUCAGUGGAGCUGUAUGAGCGCGCUAUCGAGAAGGGUGACCACGUCGAUGCCAUGAAUAACCUCGGUGUUUUGCUGAAACAAGGUGCCGAAGGAAUAGAGCGUAACGCGGUGCGAUCAGUGGAGCUGUAUGAGCGCGCUAUCGAGAAGGGUGACCACGUCGAUGCCAUGGGUAACCUCGGUCUUUUGCUCUCAGAAGGUGCCGAAGGAGUAGAGCGUAACGCGGUGAGAUCUAUGGAGCUGUACGAGCGCGCUAUCGAGAAGGGUGACCACGUCGAUGCCAUGAAUAACCUCGGUGUUUUGCUGAAACAAGGUGCCGAAGGCAUAGAGCGUAACGCGGUGCGAUCAGUGGAGCUGUAUGAGCGCGCUAUCGAGAAGGGUGAGGACGUCGAUGCCAUGGGUAACCUCGGUCUUUUGCUCUCAGAAGGAGCCGAAGGAGUAGAGCGUAACGCGGUGAGAUCUAUGAAGCUGUACGAACGCGCUAUCGAGAAGGGUGACCACGUCGAUGCCAUGAAUAACCUCGGUCUUUUGCUGAAACAAGGUGCCGAAGGAAUAAAGCGUAACGCGGUGCGAUCAGUGGAGCUGUAUGAGCGCGCUAUCGAGAAGGGUGAGAACGUCUAUGCCAUGAAUAACCUCGGUUUUUUGCUCCAACAAGGUGCCGAAGGAGUAGAGCGCAACGCGGUGCGAUCAGUGGAGCUGUACGAGCGCGCUAUCGAGAAGGGUGAGAACGUCUAUGCCAUGAAUAACCUCGGUAAUUUGCUGAGACAAGGUGCCGAAGGAGUAGAGCGUGACGCGGUACGAUCUAUGGAGCUGUAUGAGCGCGCUAUCGAGAAGGGUGAGAACGUCGAUGCCAUGAAUAACCUCGGUGGUUUGCUCCAACAAGGUGCCGAAGGAGUAGAGCGCAACGCGGUGCGAUCAGUGGAGCUGUAUGAGCGCGCUAUCGAGAAGGGUGAGAACGUCUAUGCCAUGAAUAACCUCGGUAAUUUGCUGAGACAAGGUGGCGAAGGAGUAGAGCGUAACGCAGUGCGAUCUAUGGAGCUGUAUGAGCGCGCUAUCGAGAAGGGUGACCACGUCGAUGCCAUGAAUAACCUCGGUCUUUUACUCUCAGAAGGUGCCGAAGGAGUAGAGCGCAACGCGGUGAGAUCAGUGGAGCUGUAUGAACGCGCUAUCGAGAAGGGUGAGGACGUCGAUGCCAUGGUUAACCUCGGUAAUUUGCUGAAACAAGGUGGCGAAGGAGUAGAGCGUGACGCGGUACGAGCUGUGGCACUGUAUGAUCGUGCAAUGGCGGAAGGAAAUUCCGGUAACGCGACUUGCAAUCUUGCGAUGAUGUUGAGGGACGGAGCGGAAGGGGUGGAGCGCAAUGCGGUGCGUGCGGUGGAGCUGUUUGAGAUGGACAUCAAGGAACGGAAGCAGAGCAAGUCAAUGGUGUGUCUUGGAAACAUGAUGCGAGACGGGGCGGACGGGGUGGCCCGCGACACGGAUCGAGCGAUACAGUUGUACGAGAUGGCGGUCGAGAAAGACAACAACGCGGAGGCGGUAGCCCAACUUGCGGCGUUGCAGCGGGACAGAUCAGACGGCAGUACGCGGCCGCGAUUUCGGGUUAUUUUUUCAUUUUUGCUUUUUGCCUGUUUUUUCAUGCAGAAACUGAGAAACUUCAUGAUUCUUCAUGAAGAAAGGACUUUAGACAAUGAUGGAGAUGGGCUGCAGGGACCCUAGGAAAGCAUGGGGGAUCUCGAUUUCGAUGGUUGAUCGCAAUUAUCGUUGCAGUCGUCUGAGGAAGGCCGAAGUGGUGAUUUUUUCAUUUUGCAGCAUUAUCUGGCAGUUUUUGCGCGCAAAUGCGCGAAAAAACAUGAUUUAAUGAAAUCGCGCGUCCCGCGUACUACGCGGGACGAGGGUGAGCGAGAACAGAGGAAGGCGGGGGCGGGAUGGAAGGCGAGGGCAGCGAGGGCGAGAGAGGUACAGUACCACAUGGAUAGGCGGCGUAAUGUAACACAUUUUUGGUGUAAUUGUUUUGGUUGUAAUUAUUAUGGUUGUAAUUAUUAUUAAUGACAACAGUAACACGUGUAUUAUAGCGCAUUCGUCAUCGCCGCGAGGGCCUUCUCCUUCAGCCGGAGAGGAAGAGAGGCAAAAGGGAGGACGACAGGCAAAAGGGAGGACGACAGGCAAAAGGGAGGACGACGGAGCGGGACGGCAGAGUUGUGGGCGAAUCUCCGAAACCUGUGGCCAACGGCGACUCGGUGUUAAUCGAAAACACUCAUCUGUACGCUAACGGUACUCCGUUUCCGGUACUCCGUUUCCAGUAAAGGCAGAGCAGC
Messenger RNA from Chondrus crispus (carragheen), 3635 nucleotides. Its product is annotated as Sel1-repeat containing protein. Gene Ontology annotation, molecular function: protein binding. The transcript is spliced from 2 exons. NCBI's taxonomy places the organism in Eukaryota, Rhodophyta, Florideophyceae, Gigartinales, Gigartinaceae. Bases 1 to 3036 code for a protein of 1011 amino acids. The record is from RefSeq and is a predicted model, not a curated record. Gene Ontology annotation, biological process: signal transduction.